UUUAUCUGUGUUACCUUGAGAAAGGUUGUUUUUCAGCAUCAUUUUACAUUUGCAAUCGUUUCAGUGACAUUGAACUAGAUAUAUCUAAAGGUGUAUGGAUAAUUAAACCAUGGAUUUUCUAUAUAGAGGGCUUUUCGUGGUGUUAUGUGUUUCACAUUCAUAUGCAUCCCUGCAGCCUGGUAACUGGAACACAUGUGAAAAUGGCGAGUUUGUAUCAACACGGACCAAUACCUCCUCACAGGUCAUGGCGUUACGUACAGAGAUGACACUAAAGAAAAUUGGCGCAUAUAUAGUGCCAUCUGAGGACUUCCAUAUGAGCGAGUUUGUGUCAGGAUAUGAUCAGAGAAGAGCUUUCAUAUCCGGGUUCGAUGGCUCAAUGGGUACAGCAGUGAUUACAGCGACGCAUGCCGCCUUAUGGACCAGGGGUAAAUACUUCCUCCAAGCUGAGACCCAACUAGGCUGUGAUUGGAUUCUUAUGCGAGAAAGGGAGCCUGGUGUUCCAACCAUCGAGGAAUGGCUGGGUGAACAGCUUAAAGAACAAACACUGAAGAAGGUCGGCGCGUGUCCGUAUUUCUUUGGAAACUCUGCCUGGCAACAGCAUAGUAUGGCACUUGAACAACAGGGACUAAGGAUUGAGCCUGUUUUACCUGACUUGGUCGACAAAAUUUGGACAGACGACAGACCAGAGUUCCCUGAUACAGUCAUAAAUCCGUAUCCGUUAAAAUAUGCUGGCAAAUCUUGGCAAGACAAAGUUGGCGAGGUCCGGCAAGAGAUGGAGAAAAGGGACGCAGAUGCCUUGAUUGUAACGAUGCUAGAUGAGACAGCGUGGUUAUUUAAUAUGAGGGCCACGGACAUUCGAGGAUUUGUUAAUGAUCCUUUCUUCUACUCUCUAGCAAUUGUUCGACCGAACUCUAUAAGUUUGUAUAUAAAGAACAAAGAUAUAAAGCUAACAGCCGCACCGAAAGAUCCUGAAAGUGACGUGAAUAUGAAAGAACAUCUAAACACUAGAGCUGAUGGCUCUUGUCCUAAAACAGCCAACAAACUUUGUGUCACUGUAAAAGAGUACAGUUAUGAUACAUUCAUUAUGGAACUCGAUGCCCUGGCAAGGAAUGCAUCUGUCAAACGCAUCUGGCUGUCAUAUUUCUGUAACUACGCUGUUUAUAACAUGAUUGAUGAGGAUAAGAUCUUCGUUGAUAAUACACCAGUGGCUAUGCUAAAAACGCAGAAAAAUGAUGUGGAAGUUCAGGGAAUGACUAAUUGCCAUAUUCGCGAUGCAGCGGCAUUGGCUAUAUUUGCAUCAAAACUAGAAAAGGGAGUAAAAGCUGGUGAGGAAUGGACUGAACUAUCUGCAUCAAAAGAAUUGACACGGUUGAGAUCAUUACAAGAUCUCAACCGAGGAGACAGCUUUGCUUCUAUAUCGUCGUCGGGUUCCAACGCAGCUAUCAUACAUUACUUCCCGAAUAACCAGACUGAUCGUCGUAUCACUGCUGAUGAAACGUAUCUCAUUGAUUCCGGCGGACAGUAUCUAGACGGAACGACUGAUGUAACGAGAACAUUUUUAUGGAGAGAACCAACAUCAUUUGAAAAAGAAUGUUAUACACGAGUGUUAAUGGGACAGAUCAAUCUUGCCAUGGCAAUUUGGACCAAGGGCCUGUUUGGUAGGGAAAUUGAUGCUUGGGCAAGGCAACCGUUAUUUGACAUUGGACUAACAUACAAGCACGGAACAGGACAUGGUAUUGGACACUACUUGAGUGUACAUGAAGGUCCUGGUCGAAUUUCAAAUUAUCAUGCUAAAUUUGAAUGGGACGUUCCUCUUGCCGAGCAUAUGUUCUACUCUGAUGAGCCAGGCUAUUAUGAAGAUGGGAAAUUUGGCAUCCGUUUAGAAAAUAUUGUGUACGUAAAGAAAGUGGAAACAAAGUAUUCCAUGAAGGGAGUGACGAUGUUAGGCAUGGAGACCGUUACGUUGUUUCCGUACGAAACUCAUCUCAUUGAUUACACUAUAAUGUCUGAGAAACAGAUUUCCUGGUUGAACGAUUAUAAUGCUAUGACAUUGGAGAAAGUUGGGAAAUUGUUGAAAGAGCAGGAUGCUAUGGAUGCUUAUAAAUGGAUUGAAAAGAGAACAAAGAAAGUUGUAAUCAGCGGCGCAGCUACAUUACUAGUUUCUAACUGUAUAUUGUACAGUUUAAUGCUGGUAGAUUUGUUGUGGUGAUAUAUAUACAUAUAGGCCUAAAUUAUUGUUUACAUUCUGUUUAUCCCUUCCAUAAAUAUGUUAACAUAUUUAAUAUGUAUCGUUUGAUUGUUGCUGUGGUGUGUCUUGUGUAAAACCUGAGGUCAGGUAAUUCAAUUUUUAUUGACAUCAGAUUUCUACGGUGGCACAAAGGUGACAUGUGUGUGGUUUUAUUUAUCUCGUGGCCACGAGAUACUAAGUCGUGGCCACGAGAUAGCUAAGUCGUGGCCACGAGUUAGUAACUCGUUGCCACGACAUAGUAUCUCGUGGCCACGACUUAGCUAUCUCGUGGCCACGACUUAGAAACUCGUGGCCACGACAUAGUAUCUCGUGGCCACGAGAUAAAUAAAAACACACACAUGUCACCUUUGUGCCACCGUAGAUUUCUUUUCGUAAAUGAUCGUUCUACUUUAUUGAAUAACCAGAUAAAAAGGUUAUGUGAUAGUAAUUACACGACACACUCUAAAAACAUUUUCGAUGUUUCCCCUUUUCUGUAUCAAUCGGCCAAUGUUUUUUUCGUAGAUACAAUUGUAAAUUUUUUUGGAAGAGUGAAGUGUUAUUUCGCCAGUAUAAUUUUAUGAAGAAGUUAUUUGGACACAAAUAAAUAACUUCGCUGUUGCAGAAUAUUUGUUGAAAAAUUAUCUGAUAUACUCGCUAUAAGUGUGAGUAGUUGCUUCUUACUAUAAACAAGACAUUCAAUGUAUAAUUUCAAUUCAAAAUUGAUAUUCGAUUUAGAAUCAUGAUAACAUUUGUAUCAUGAUUAUGUAAAGCAUUAAACGUUAAAUUUUGAA
Molecule: messenger RNA, 3018 nt
Organism: Ruditapes philippinarum (Manila clam)
Lineage: Eukaryota; Metazoa; Mollusca; Bivalvia; Venerida; Veneridae
Product: xaa-Pro aminopeptidase 1-like
Exons: 22
Coding region: 110-2209 (699 amino acids)
Molecular function (GO): metalloaminopeptidase activity
Source: RefSeq, a predicted model, not a curated record